UCAUUGAUCAGAUGGUCCGACUCAGUCACAGCAGCGGUGUCUGAUCUCUUUACUGCAGUGUUUCACAGGACAGUGUGGUUUAAUGCGGAGUGACUAUGGACGGAUCUAUCAGAAGUCGGAUUAAAAGUCUCCUGCGCUCUCCGUCCAUCAGACUGAGAAAGAGUCGCUCGCGCGUGAGCUUGUCAAAUCAGGUGACUCUGGAGAGAGUUGUGGGCAUCACAGCUUCAGGCAACAGCAGUUUAACCUGUGACCCGUGUUCAGGAACUGUGGCCUACCCGGCAGGAUGUGUUGUGGUGUUACUGAACCCCUCCAAAAACAGUCAACAGCAUCUCAUCAAUUCAUCCAGGAAAACGAUUACAGCGUUGUCUUUCUCUUCAGAUGGUAAAUAUAUGGUGACAGGAGAGAGCGGUCAUCUGCCUGCUGUGCGUGUUUGGGACGUGGAGUGCGGGACACAGGUGGCCGAGUUACAGGAGCACAAAUGCGCUGUGUCCUGUGUGACGUUUUCCCCUAACAGUAAAUACAUUGUGACCGUGGGCUCCCAGCAUGACAUGAGCGUCAACCUGUGGGUCUGGAAGAGAAAUGCACUGGUGGCCACUAACAAGGUGUCCAGUAAAGUGACGGCAGUGGCCUUCUCUGAUGACAGCUCUUAUUUUGUCACGGCUGGAAACCGACACGUUCGAUUCUGGUACCUGGAACCUUCUCACUCUAACAAGCUGUCGCCAACCGUCCCUCUGAUGGGCCGCUCGGGUCUCCUCGGUGAACUUCAGAACAACUUCUUCUGUGAUGUGGCAUGUGGCCGCGGGCUGAAGUCAGACAGCACGUUCUGCGUCACCUCAUCAGGUCUGCUGUGUGAGUUUAAUGACAGGAGAGUUCUGGAGAAAUGGGUUCAUCUGCAGACCAGCUCAGCGGCGUCUCUGUCUGUGACGGGGGAUCUGAUCUUCUGCGCGUGUGCAAACGGAACCGUGCGAGUCUUCAGUUCAUCUGAUCUGAGCUUCAUCUGUACUCUGCCACGUCCACAUCACCUGGGUGUCGACAUCGCAUCUGUUACUCAGACAAGGAAUCCUGAUGUUCAGAAUCCAGACUCUGUGGCUGUGAAGUAUGACCCUGUGAACGGCUGGCUGUCGUGUGUUUAUAAUGAUCACAGCGUGUACGUCUGGGACACGAGAGAUCUGCAGAGAGUUCUCAAAGUUUAUUCUGCUCUCUAUCAUUCUGACAGCAUCUGGGAUCUGCAGAUGUUUCCUAAAGACACACAGGACUCCAAAUCUCUGCCUGGUUCCUCUGGAUUGUUCUUCAGCUGUUCGUCAGACAGCACUGUGCGGUUGUGGAUGUUGAACAUCAGCAGUGGGAAACAGAAGAGAUCUUAUAAAGGAUCUGAGAGAGAUGAAGGCCAUGUGCUCAAGAUUGAGAUGGAUCCGUCUGGUGUGUAUGUGGCCGUCAGCUGUUCUAAUAAGACCAUCAGUCUCUUUGACUUCAGGACAGGAGAGUGUUUAGCAACUGUGUUCGGUCAUUCAGAAAUCAUCAGCAGUCUGAUGUUCACAGACGACUGUAAAUAUCUGAUCUCAGCCUCAGGUGACAGUUGUAUGUUUGUGUGGCAACUGGCUCCUGAACUGACCAUGAACAUGAGAGAAUGUCUGUGUCAGCCCAAACGCCAUCAGACUGUUCAAAACACUUCCUUCAGACGCUCGUCUGGUCUUACGUUAAACGUCACAAGCUGCUACCCUAAGAGUGAAAGAGAUGAAGACGAUGAAAAACAUGAGAGCCAUCAGAAGAGCUGUCAGCAUCAGUCUGAGAGAAGUGAUGAAGAGCCACGUGCUUCUGUGGAACGGAACACAGUGAAGGAUUCUGAAGUUCCCCCUCAGCCGAGGAGACGCUGGUCCAGUGGGGUGGGCUCUCUGGAGCUGAUGGUGAAGUCUAUGUUGGAGCUUCGACAGAUGGAUUCUCUUUCUAAAGGCCGAGCUCUGAACAGAGACUUUACUGGGGCACUCCAGCAGCGGAGCAGCACCUCCAGUCUAAAGGAUCGGAGUAAGAAGCGGCGAGUGCGACCUCAUUCGGCCUGGCUCGCCCCGGCCUCUACACCAGAACCUGAGGGUGUUGUGCUGUAUUCAGAGGAGUGGCCCAACAGAAUCAGUUCACCUUCACAACAGCUUCACACUCCUGCUGAUGUGUGUCACAGUCCGUCCAGUGGAUUCUCUGUGGGAUACUGCAGCGCUGAAUUCAGUCCAGAUCAACACCAGCACAAUUCAGAUGAAACCGAGCUCCUCAGCUAUGAUGACGACCACACUGACAGACAGCAGAUCUCUCAGGACGUCUUGAGGAAACAUCAGAUGGUGUCAGGCCGCAGUGAAGCAGGGAUUCAGAACAGACCUGAAGGGGCCUCGACACGUUUCCACGCACAAAGGUCCAGUCACAGGACCAGGACCAGCGCCGGCACCGCCAGACCCCUGACUGACAAAAAACAUUCUGGAAACAGUGUGCAAGACGUCAGAGAGCCAGUGAUGUGGUCAUCGCCACAGAGAAAUCAUCCUUACCUGAGCCGAGUGAUCAAACCUCCUGCGGCACUCCAGAAAUCUGCUUCAGUUCACAAUCUAAGCACAGAUGCACAAAGGUCACUAACACCAACCCGUGUGCGAAGAGAAGUGCAUGAAGUGCUGAAGACUGACUCCAGAGCCCACCCUCAUCACCUGACCUGCCUUCAGUCUUGGGAAAGUCCAAACCUUAAGAGGAUUUCUAGAGCUCACUCCUACAUGAGCCCCACCACCAGCUCCAUGGCCAAAAUCAGCCACUCCGUGUCUAUAGGUGAUUUGAAGUCCACUUCCUGUGAGAACUUGUGCCCGUCCACGACCGGUCCAUGUGAAGGAAGGCCUUCAGUUAAAGCUCGUCUGUGUCAGAGGAUGAGCAGUCCGUUUGCUGAGUGGCCCAGCAGAAGCGGCUCAACUCAUUUCCACAAAGACUCUUCUGGUAAGGACACAAGCACUGAUCUGGAGUCAGUGAGGACUGCCGGUGAUCCUGAAGCCCUGACAAACCACCGCCACAUGUUUUCAGACGCACCUCAGCGUGAGUGCCCUCGAAUGGCUGUCAAAGCCUUCUCUGUACAGUCUGACGCUCCUGCGGUUCAAGAAGUGUCCGUGAGUUUGGAGGAGUGCAGACGGGCUGCAGCUGAACUGCGCACAAGUGUACACAGAAGCACACAACUCUACAGAACGCUGUUGUCAAGCUCUGCUGAGGGGUGUGUUCAGCAGCAGAAGGUCUUGUGGGACGCUCUGCUGUCUGUGGGUUCAGAACUGGAUUCAGUUCGUGCUUCUGGAGCCGGGAUGAUGGAGGAGGGAAAGAUGACGCUGACGUUACUGGAACAAUAUUCAGAACUCCUGCUGCAGUCUGUGGAGAAGAGACUGCAGCACAACAUGUAGAUGCGUGUCAUGUUAUCCAUGUUUCGUCUGUUUUUAGAGGCAAUAAUCAGAAUGAGAGAUUUUACAUCAAGUUUUAUUUUGCACAUUUCUGAAUUCAUUUAUUUCUGAAACAUUUGAUGUCAUUGACUUGAUUCAUGAAUAUUACUGACAAAUGAAUUGCUGUUGAUUUCUGUUGUGUUUGUUUUAUUGUCAGCUGACUUGUUUGUGUCGUGUCAUGAUUUAUGCUUAUCAUUUUGAUGUCUAAAGAACCUGGACACCUUGGUCACUCAUUUCUGUUAUAUAUUUUAUCUAUGGACAUCUUAUUUAUUUGUCUGUUUUUAUUUAUAUUUCAAGGUGAUUGUGUUGUGUGUCAGAAGUUUUCUUACAGAUUUCUUGCACAAUAAACUGAAAUGCGACAAGAUUGUGAAGU
Triplophysa rosa is the source of this 3816-nucleotide messenger RNA. RefSeq names its product mitogen-activated protein kinase-binding protein 1-like. The transcript has 24 exons. The record is from RefSeq and is a predicted model, not a curated record. The coding region runs from base 96 to 3407 and encodes 1103 amino acids. Lineage: Eukaryota; Metazoa; Chordata; Actinopteri; Cypriniformes; Nemacheilidae. Gene Ontology annotation, molecular function: protein binding.